This is a messenger RNA of Paraphaeosphaeria sporulosa, 1884 nucleotides long. RefSeq names its product general substrate transporter. The coding region runs from base 121 to 1746 and encodes 541 amino acids. Gene Ontology annotation, biological process: carbohydrate transport; transmembrane transport. NCBI's taxonomy places the organism in Eukaryota, Fungi, Ascomycota, Dothideomycetes, Pleosporales, Didymosphaeriaceae. The transcript has 3 exons. Gene Ontology annotation, molecular function: carbohydrate:proton symporter activity. Gene Ontology annotation, cellular component: membrane. The record is from RefSeq and is a predicted model, not a curated record.
CUCCAAACAUGUACAUAUGGCUGUCCUGGUCGCCAUGAAAUCGUCUCUGCACUGCACUGCACCGCUUUGCAUCGCAGCAUUUCUGCCAUAUCCAGGCAUUCGGCUUGACUUGUCGCUACUAUGUCGGAGUUCAACAAAGCUGAUGCUCAGGACGUGAUUGACCACAAGACCGAGGUGGUCGAGGUCAAGACGCUCAAGGGCAGCGAAGCCUAUCACGAAGCAAAUGCCUUGGAGCCAUUGCCUAGGUUCCACCCCCGAACCAUCGCUUUGGCUGGAUGUCUGUUGCUGGGAUUUUUCUGUCAGACCGUCAACGGUUUCGAUGGCAGUCUCUUUGGAGGUUUGACCGCAAACGAUGAUUUCCUCGACCAUUUCCACGGCACGAAAGAUGGUGAAUGGGCUGCUUUGACCUCGGCCAUGUACCAGAUUGGUGCUGUCGUCGCUCUUCCAUUCGCGGGACCCAUCAUUGACAGCCUCGGUCGCCGCAUGGGUAUGAUCGUGGGCGCGGUGCUUAUCGUCGUCGGUACUAUCAUCAACGGUCUGACUAUGAACGCUGCCUCGGUGGAGCACCUGAACGGGCAGCUCAAGGGCGGUCGCUUUGUCCUCGGCUUCGGUGUCACCAUCAUCUCGGCCGCUGGUCCCAUUUACGUCGUUGAAACCGCCCAUCCUGCGAUGCGUUCCGUCAUUACCGCCUACUGCAACACCUUCUGGUUUGUCGGCUCCAUCCUUGCAUCGGGCGCCGUCCGCGGCGGUCUCAACCUCGCUGGUAACACGUCCUGGGCACUCCCUCUCUGGCUGCAACUUGUGUUCCCCGCGCUCAUCAUCAUAUUCGUGUGGUUUGCUCCCGAGUCGCCGCGCUGGCUGUACGUGCACGGCAAGACGACGCAAGCCAAGGAUGCGCUCGCAAAGUGGCACGGCUACGGUAAUCCAGAGUCGGCCUGGGUUAAGCUUCAGCUCUCUGAGUACGAGGAGUUCCUUGAGCUUGAUGGUGCUGACAAGCGUUGGUGGGACUACAGCGCUCUGUUCAAGACGAGCGCUAGCCGCUACAGACUUGCUUGCAACGUGUGCUUUUCCAUCUUCGCACAGUGGGCUGGCAACGGCGUGCUAACCUACUUUCUUCCUGCCGUGCUCGAGAAGUCUGGCUAUACAGAGAGUGUUGAGCAGGCUGAUAUCAAUUUGGGAUACGCGUGCUUCCAGUUCUUCUUCGCGCUUGUUGGCGCCGCAUUUGUCGAGAAGGUCGGUCGACGCCCCAUGAUGCUCGGUUCCAUGGCAGCCUGCACAAUCGUCUGGGUCGGCAUGACGAUUGCCUCUGCGCAGUUCAACAACAGCGGCGAGACCAACACCGACGCCGCCAGAGCCACUGUCGCAAUGAUCUUCAUUUUCGGUAUGGUCUACUCUAUCGGUAUCACCCCGCUCCAAGCUCUGUACCCGGUCGAAGUCCUCUCCUUCGAGAUGCGUGCAAAGGGUAUGGCUUUCUCCGCCCUGGCCGUUAACGCUGGUAAUCUGCUCAACCAAUUCGCGUGGCCCAUCUCGCUCUCCAAAAUCGGCUGGAAGACCUACAUUGUCUUCACUGUGUGGGACGGCAUAAUGGUCGGUAUCUGGUACUUCCUGCUGCCCGAGACCAAGAAGCGCACGCUCGAAGAGCUCGACCUUGUCUUCGAGGCAAAGAAUCCCGUCAAGGAGUCCCUGAAGAAGAAGAAGAUCGACUUCAGCGCCGAGGGACAGAUCGUGGCUGUCGAGAAGUUGUAGACAGGAUAUGCUGUUUAUCUGGAUCUGGGCCGCGUUUUGCAAGAUGUCUCGAAAGCCAAGAUUGUUCGUGUACCGAGCAGAUAUGAGGCAUAUCUCUCCUCUAGCUAUAGCUGUAGUGUUAAUAUGAUUUUAAUCGAC